AUGUCCCUCCGCAUCGCACCCCCAAGCGGCAACCGCACCUCAACCACCAACACCUCCGCCCGCCAACAAACCACACACGCCUCGCACCUCUCAAAGGGCGCCCCCUCCGCCCCAGGUCUCCCAGACACACUCCGCAACAAGCUCACCCUCCCCGCCACCGCAACCGCCUCGUCAACCAACAACCCAUCCGCAGCCGACAUCCCCUCCUCGACACACCCGCUCGAGGCCCGCCUGCUAGCCUGGCGCGCAACCCAGGACUCGAUGAAGAUGGAGUCUCUGCGUCGGGCGUAUGGUAUUGCGGAGCCCGUGCGUCGUGGGAUGGAGCUCAAGAUUGUGAGGGAUGGUACGUUCCGGCCUGCCGUGCUGGGUGGUUUGAAGGGUGGUAAUGUGCAUGAGGAUAUUCUUGUGCUGGGUGGUCGGGAUACGGAGAUUGGUUGGGAGGAUGUUUUCCAGGGCGACGACCUUCGGGAACCCCCUUCGUUCCACGACGAGAUGGAGAAGAGGCUCAAGAUGAACUUCUAA
Messenger RNA from Penicillium cataractarum, 522 nucleotides. Its product is annotated as proteasome maturation protein. Gene Ontology annotation, cellular component: cytoplasm; nucleus. Gene Ontology annotation, biological process: proteasome assembly. Bases 1 to 522 code for a protein of 173 amino acids. The transcript has 3 exons. The record is from RefSeq and is a predicted model, not a curated record. Lineage: Eukaryota; Fungi; Ascomycota; Eurotiomycetes; Eurotiales; Aspergillaceae.